This is a messenger RNA of Spinacia oleracea (spinach), 1319 nucleotides long. Its product is annotated as metalloendoproteinase 4-MMP. The transcript is spliced from 2 exons. Bases 62 to 1165 code for a protein of 367 amino acids. Gene Ontology annotation, biological process: collagen catabolic process; extracellular matrix organization; proteolysis. The record is from RefSeq and is a predicted model, not a curated record. Gene Ontology annotation, cellular component: extracellular matrix. NCBI's taxonomy places the organism in Eukaryota, Viridiplantae, Streptophyta, Magnoliopsida, Caryophyllales, Amaranthaceae. Gene Ontology annotation, molecular function: zinc ion binding; metalloendopeptidase activity.
AGUAUAUACAAACUUGUACAUUUUCUACCUUAGCUUCCUACAAAGAUUAAUUGUUACCAUCAUGUUCUCAUUUCUCAUCCAUUCUUUGCCUCUCUUGCUCCUUUUCUCUCUUGUUUUUACUCGAUCCUUAUCAUGUAAUACCAUGAAACAAUCACCUUCUCGUCAAGGUCACCAUAAACACCGGCCUCACGCAUGGCAUAAGUUCGGUAAACUUGUGAAUGCUAGGAAAGGGAAUCGCGUUGAAGACAUAGCCGAGCUCAAGACUUACUUCCAACGUUUUGGUUACUACCACCCUCUACUUGGAAAGGAUACGAAGGUAGCUAAUUUCAACAACGAAUUUGACGACCACUUAGAACACGUUGUAACUCGUUACCAACAAAAUUACGGUCUACCUGUUACAGGUACUCUUGAUCCUGUGACGCUUUCUAUGAUCAUGUCACCUAGGUGUGGCAUUCCGGACCCCAAUAUUAUGAAGAAGAGGUCAUCUUCAUUUCAUUGGAGUCAACACUACCUAUAUUUUCCGGGGAGACCAAGGUGGAACCGUCAAGUACCUAUGACUCUUACGUACGCAUUUUCCCUAGACGACUUGAUCUCUUACUUGAGCUUGCGUGAUAUAAAAGGCGCAUUUGAGCGCGCUUUUACAAAAUGGGAAUCAGUUAUUCCUGUUAAGUUCGUUGAAACUCGAGAUCUCGGCGUUGCAGACAUAAAAAUAGGGUUUUACAACGGUGAUCAUGGCGACGGAGAGCCUUUUGAUGGGGUGUUAGGGGUGUUAGCCCAUGCAUUUUCGCCGGAAAAUGGAAGAUUCCACCUUGACGCGGCGGAAAGAUGGACGGUCGAUUUCGACAAGGAGAAGUCGAAUGUGGCUGUUGAUUUGGAGUCCGUUGCGUUACAUGAAAUCGGUCAUUUGUUAGGGUUGGCUCAUAGUAAUAUUAAGGAAUCAGUCAUGUACCCAAGUCUCAAACCAAGAGAGAAGAAACUAAAGUUGAGGUUUGAUGAUAUUGAGGGAGUUCAAUAUCUUUACGGUUCUAACCCGAAUUUUACUAUCGGGUCUUUGUUAGAAUCCGAGACUUCUUCUUCUUCUUCUCGAUCCAUUCAUUCGAUUCAAGGGUUACCACACAUACUAGCUUCUUGCUUGGUGAUUUCAAUUAUAAACCUCUAUCUAUGAUCCUUUCUUUUUUGUUCAAUGAACUUUAUCAUAUGUAAAUAUAUAUUCCAUAUUAUACACAGGAUGUUGCUAUGUCUACCCAAGUUCCACAUUGGAAAAUCAAGUAAGAAUUACCUUAGAAUUAAUAUAAGUGACCACGUAUUAUGAAUAUUUA